This is a messenger RNA of Solanum dulcamara, 975 nucleotides long. Its product is annotated as bax inhibitor 1-like. Gene Ontology annotation, cellular component: membrane. Lineage: Eukaryota; Viridiplantae; Streptophyta; Magnoliopsida; Solanales; Solanaceae. The transcript has 5 exons. The record is from RefSeq and is a predicted model, not a curated record. The coding region runs from base 60 to 830 and encodes 256 amino acids.
UUCUUCUUCAUCACUUUCCCAUUUCCAUUUUCUUUCUGAAAAAAAAAAAGAGAAGAAGGAUGAAGUUCUCAGAGAUGAAACUCCAGGCGAUGAAUGCUGUGAAAUCGUACUUCAAUAGGAAUUGGAGAAGAGAAGACCUGAUGAAUUCUGGAAGAGUUAACCGGCACGCUCACAGAAGAUUGAAGGGGGUGUAUCUUACUUUCUUCAAUGUCAUGUUGAGCUCUACUGUUGGAUCCUACUUGCACUUGUUCUGGGAAGUGGGAGGGCUGUUCACAGUCCUUUGUUCUGUAGCAAGUUCACUCUGGCUUUACUUCACACCAUCAUGGAGAGUGAAUCAAAGGGUCUCACUAUUGAUGAUUGCUGCCUUUUGCUUCGGUGCUUCUGUUGGCCUUUUAACUAAAUAUCUCUUCGAAAUGCAUCAAAACUUUGUUGCCAGCUUUUACGCAGGUUCAACAAUCGGCAUUGGAAUUUUCUCGUUUGGAGCACUGAUAACAAGGGAAAGGAGCGACAUCUAUCUCGGUUGCCUGCUUUAUUGUUGUCUUCUAAUGUUCUCAAAUUUGUUUAUGAAUGUCUUUUUUAUCCUUGACAGCUACACAGUCCAAGCGAUGUUAAAGGUAACCGCUGUACUGAUAUUGUUCAUGGGGUACUUUGUGGUAUAUAGCCAAGAGAUACUGUACGAUGCUCGCUGUGGAUAUAUCGACUUUGUCAAUCGUGCACUCACUGUCUUCUUCAAUUUACCGGGUAUAGUGCUCCAUGCUGCAAGACUAUACCUUACCUUUGGUGCAAAAAUUGAGAAAAGCGGACAUAAGAUUUCCUCGGGAGUAGAAUAAAUAGAGUAUAGAAUGCAGAUGGGGAACUGUAAAAUGUAAAUGAUGAAAUGUAUUCCUUUUCGGCUACAUUUUACUCAUUGAAUUUGGAAUAGUGCUUUGAAUAUUUCUUGGCAAAUACUGAUUGCUGAUUACCUUACCACACAUA